Molecule: messenger RNA, 2043 nt
Organism: Zonotrichia leucophrys gambelii
Lineage: Eukaryota; Metazoa; Chordata; Aves; Passeriformes; Passerellidae
Product: autoimmune regulator-like
Biological process (GO): regulation of transcription by RNA polymerase II; humoral immune response
Cellular component (GO): cytoplasm; nucleus
Molecular function (GO): DNA-binding transcription factor activity, RNA polymerase II-specific; translation regulator activity; DNA binding
Source: RefSeq, a predicted model, not a curated record
GCAGAUAUGAGAGAGGUGGGGGUCCCUUGCCAGGACCUCACUGACCCCUGUCCCUGCUCCCCCCGGGGCGUUCCCCGCGGGUUUGGGACCCCACGCCGGCUGCUGCCGCCCGGAGCUGGGGAGGUGCCGGACCUCGAGCCCGGGGCUGGGCAGUGGGGACAAGCUGAACCCCGUGUUUCCUUUUCAUGUCCCCGGAGCUGGGGACAAGCCCAGCGCCGCCGCCCGCCGGAGGGACAGGCUCAGGUUACGGCCUCGUACAGAAAUGAGUGGGGCUGCGGGACUCCGGUGAGGUUUCUGGUGCCGGGCCGGGGUGUAUUAAAGGGGAGUGAGUGCACGGGCGGCUGAGGGCUCCGGCAGUCCCCGGCCAUGGCAGGCCCGGGCAGCGACGGGGACCUGCGGCGCCUGCUGAAGCUGCACCGCACCGAGAUCGCCAUGGCCGUGGACGACGUCUUCCCACUGCUGCAUGGCCUGGCUGACCACGAUGUCGUCCCUGACCACAUCUUCAAGGAGACGCUGAGCCGGGCGGAGCGGGAGGGCUCCCACCGCGCUUUCCACGCGCUGCUCACCUGGCUGCUGGGCCGCGACACCGCCGCCCUCCGGGACUUUUGGGCCGUCCUCUUCAAGGACUACAACCUGGAGCGCUACUCCCGGCUCCGGCCUCUCCGCGGCGCCUUCCCCAGAGUCCCCGUUAUUCUUGCAGAGGUGGAGCUGGGGCGGCAGCGCCGUGGAAGGCGUCUCUCCCCGAGCCCCACAGCACCGGCCCCACACAGACCCCAAGGCAAGAGGAAAGCCCCUGAGGAGCGGGACAAGGCCCGGGCGGCACAGGCCGCUCCACGGCACAGUGCCAGUCCUGGGCCCCUGGUGAAGGCAAAGACUGUGAAGAAGCCGGAGGGCACAGAUACCCCCCGCACCUCUCGUGCCAGUGCUCUCCAGGCAGUGGCUGCCUCGGUGCAGAGAGCGGUGGCUGUGGCAGGUGGUGAGGUGCCCGUCAGCCGUGGGGCCAUCGAGGGCAUCCUCAUUAAACACGUGCUGGACCCAAGUAAGUACAGCCCAGCCCAGCCACCUCCUGCCCAGUUUAGUCCCCAAAUUCAGGAGCCACCCUCAGGCAGGACGAGGUGGGAAAGGAGCUGGCUGCCUCUGGCCUCUCUUGCAGACAGCUCCAAGAUGGGCAGCAGAGCUGGUGACAAGCCAUAUACCCCAACUGCCUGCGAGGAGCCAGAGGCCAGGAGCAGAAGCCACAGCCUGAAGCCUCCCGCCCAGCCCAAGGCAUGCCAAAGUAACAGGGAAACCCAAUUGCACCCCCAGGGCCAGCUGCAAGCAGCCACUGUCUACAGCCAGGACCCUGCGCCCCACCAGGAGAAUGAGGAUGAGUGUGCAGCAUGCGGUGACGGUGGUGAGCUCAUCUGCUGUGACGGCUGCCCCAGGGCCUUUCACCUUGCCUGCCUGGUGCCCCCGCUGCCCCACGUCCCCAGCGGGACGUGGCGCUGUGGCUCCUGCGUGGAGAACGUGACUGAACCAGGCCAGCUGCUGGAGGCAGACCUGCCUGUGGAGAGACCCCCCGAGACCCUGGGGGAGGCGGCGCAGGACACCCAGCAGGGUGGAGCGGAGGGGAGUGUCUGCAGCCGCUGCUGCACCCGGAUCCCCACUCCCCACCACUGUCCUGCUCCCAGUGGGGACCCCAGGGGGCUACAGCUGUGCAUGUCCUGCAUGGGCACCCUGGACACAGGCGGUCUGGGAACCACUGCAGCAGCUGGAGACCAACUGCUUCCAGCAGCCAAGGCAGAGGAUGGAGCCCUUGGCAGUGACCCUGUGCUGAGCCGGGAGGAGCUUGACGCGCUGCUAGGGGAGAGCACGUGGGAUGGGAUCUUGCAGUGGGCAUUCCAGACUAUGGCACGGCCGCUGGCAGAAACACAGGGGCUCCUUGCCUAGAGCACACACCAAGCAGCAGAAUCCACAUGGCAAGCAAUGAGAAAGAAACCUCGGAGACACACGUAAAACAAGAUGAAUGCAGGCAUAAUGAUAGCACAAAGAAGUCACAGAAUA